This is a messenger RNA of Daucus carota subsp. sativus, 1011 nucleotides long. RefSeq names its product cytosolic sulfotransferase 8. Gene Ontology annotation, molecular function: sulfotransferase activity. The transcript has a single exon. Gene Ontology annotation, biological process: sulfation. Gene Ontology annotation, cellular component: cytoplasm. The coding region runs from base 1 to 1011 and encodes 336 amino acids. The record is from RefSeq and is a predicted model, not a curated record. NCBI's taxonomy places the organism in Eukaryota, Viridiplantae, Streptophyta, Magnoliopsida, Apiales, Apiaceae.
AUGGAGCCAAAAGCUUCACAGUCUCUUGAACUUAUUGAAUCAGUGAACGAGGAGAGAGUCUACAGUGAAGAGUUCUUGGACUUGCUCUCAACCUUGCCAAAAGAGAGAGAUGUUUUCGGAGACAACUUUUAUCAGUACAAAGGUUUCUGGUUUCAUAUAAAACCUUUGCAUGGCUUGGUCGAGUCUCUCAAACAUUUUCAGCCAAGAAAAAAUGAUGUCUUCCUCGUAACUGCUCCGAAAUCCGGUACCACCUGGUUGAAAGCCAUCAUCUAUACUUUACUCAACCGCCCAGUCCACCAUCCUCAAGAUCCUCACCACCCUUUGCUUACAAAAACUCCCCAUCAGCUUGUUCCUUUUCUCGGCUUACUCAAACCCUCUGAAUAUGACUUGAUAUCGAAUUCCCCGGACAGCAGUACGAGGAUCUUCGGAUUGCAUAUGCCAAUAAUUGGCCUCCCUAAAGCUGUAAUAGAGGACAAUGGCUCAGGUAAUUGUAAAGUAGUGUAUUUGUGCAGGGACAUCAAGGACACUUUUGUUUCCUUCUUUCACUUUCUCAACCAGCAUUUAGAGCCAUCAAACAAUUGUUUGGAAAACCUCUUUGAUUUAUACGUCAGAGGAGUAAGUCCGGGUGGACCAGUAUGGGAUCAAAUCAUGGGAUAUUGGAAGGGAAGCUUGGAGAGGCCAGAUAAGGUGUUGUUUAUCAAGUAUGAAGACAUGAAAUGCGAGCCUCAUGUUCAAUUGAAGCGUCUGGCACUUUUUCUAGGAAAACCUGUGUCCGAGGAGGAAGAAAAUACGGGUUUGCUUGAUCAAAUCAUAAGUUUGUGUAGCAUUGAUAAUAUGAGGAAACUUGAGGUUAAUAGGAGGGGAAUAGACGAUAGCCUUGGAAUGAAGAAUCACACGUUUUACCGUCGUGGAGUGGUUGGAGAUUGGAAGAAGUAUUUAACGGCAGAGAUGGCCGCUAAGCUGGAUCAUAUUACUGAAGAGAAGUUCCGUGGUUCAGGAUUAUUUCUCUGA